This is a messenger RNA of Mytilus californianus (California mussel), 3691 nucleotides long. Its product is annotated as nucleolar MIF4G domain-containing protein 1-like. NCBI's taxonomy places the organism in Eukaryota, Metazoa, Mollusca, Bivalvia, Mytilida, Mytilidae. The transcript is spliced from 15 exons. The record is from RefSeq and is a predicted model, not a curated record. Gene Ontology annotation, cellular component: nucleolus. Gene Ontology annotation, molecular function: RNA binding; protein binding. Bases 87 to 2846 code for a protein of 919 amino acids. Gene Ontology annotation, biological process: ribosomal small subunit biogenesis.
GACACAAAUUCAAAUAUGGCUGCGCCCAUGUAAUACAAACAUAAGUGUUGAUCUGUGUGCUGUUUGUGAUAUAAACCUAUCAGAAAAUGACGAGAAAAAGAAAAGUCCACUUUAAGGAUGACCCAGCUAAUUUGAAACGCUUUCGAGAUGAAAUAAUGCACCUGUCUGAACCUAAAACUAAAGACAGUAAUGUUGAAUAUUACAAGCAUGAUAAAUCUGAAUUUUCAUUACGUGGAAAGAAGAAAUUACCAAGGAAAAUGAAGAGGAAAGAGGAAAGACACAUGAAAAAAGCUAGAAAAUUGGCACAUUAUCAGGGAAAACAGAUGCCAAAAGUAGAAGAUCAGUUAAAGAAAAAGAAAGAAGAAGAAAAGAUUGAAAGAAAACAGAAAAAUUUGGAAAAGCUUAAGAAAAAGAAGAAAAAAUCAAAAGAAAAAAAGAAAGAAAAAUUGAAAAUGGAAGAAGAGAUGAAAAAAGAAGAUAUGCUUGCUGCCAUUCAAAGAGAAGAGAAAAUGUUAAAGCAGUUGUCUAAACAACUUCAUUUGAAUAAGAGAAAGAGUAAAACUCUGCCACAGUCAUUUUUAAAUGAUGGCUUGGAUUAUUUAUUAGAUGUAGUGGAUAAAGACAAAGUAUCAGCCUUGUACGAGGAUUCUGACAUUGAGGAUGAAGCUACAUCAGGGAAUAUAGAUGAAAGUAACAGUGACCAGGAAGUUAGUGAUGAGAUGGACGAUAAAAAGUCAGAUGAUGUUGAGGAUGAUCAACAAAAGAAAAAAGCUAUUGAUGAAAUAAUGUCACAUUUGAAAAAAUCAGAGGCUAAAUCAAUUUUAAAAACUUCUAAAACUGUAAAGAAAGAUAAAACAUUAUCAAAUGUAAAAUUCUAUGAGGACAAUGAUGAGGGAGAGGCAGAUGUAGAGGAUGAUUUCUCUGACGAAGAUGAAAAUUUAGAUGAUGUUGAUGAGAAUUUAAGUGAUGAUGAUAAAGAUGUGGAUGAAGAUGAGGAAGAUGAAAAUUUAGAUGUUCAGAAUUUAAGUGAAGAUGAUGAAGAAGAUUUACACAAUCUUGAUCAUGAUGAAAGUGAGGAUGAAAAGAUUUUAAACAGAAAAUUAAAGCAUUCACAAGAGGAAACUGACAGCAAUGAAAGUGAUGAUGUUCUCUCAGAAGGAAACAGUGACAUUGAGGCAGUAACAAAAUUACAUCACAAAAAGGGAGACAAGCCAGAAUCAAAGUUAAAAGAAGACAUUUAUGGUAGACUGAGAGAUUCAGAGGGCAAUGUAGUAACUAUGGCAACAGGCUCAUAUAUACCACCAGCAAAGAGGUUGGCAAUGGCAGACACCAUGGAUGAAAAGAAAAAGUUAAAAAUGGAAAGACUUAAGAAACAGUUAAAAGGUUUAAUUAACAGGACAAGUGAGGCUAACAUGGGUCCCAUCAUCUCACAGAUAGAGACAAUUUAUACAACAAACAGUCGAGGAGAUGUGAAUGAAUCGUUAAGAGAUAUCAUCAUGGAGUCGACUGUGUCAAGUAUGGUCACGCCUGAGAGAUUAGCUAUGGAACUGAUGAUGUUGGUUGCAAUACUAAAUAAUAACGUAGGAAUGGAAGUUGGUGGCUUGUUUAUUCAGCAGUUAGCAUGGAAAUUAAAAGCAUCAUGGGAAGAUUUGGAGGGGAAAUAUCUUGACAAUAUUGUUUUAUUGUUUUCUCAUCUCUAUAACUUCAAAGUUAUUCACUGUAUACUGAUCUUUGAUAUUAUAAGAAAGUUUGUGGAAAGAUUUACUGAAAAAGACAUUGAACUUAUAUUACUGGUACUGAGAUCUGUUGGAUUCAGUUUAAGGAAGGACGACCCUCACACACUGAAAGACAUUAUACUAUUGAUACAAGGAAAGGCCAGUUCAUUGGAUAAAACAGAAUCAAGUCGUGUCCAGUUCAUGUUAGAUGUAUUGCUUGCCAUUAAAAACAAUAACAUGAGAAAAAUACCAAAUUAUGACCCAGAGAAAUGUGAACAGAUGAAAAAAUCAGCUAGAAAUCAUGUAAAAACAAGCCUUGGUACUAACCAACUUAGAAUAGGCUUAGAGGAUUUAAUGAAUGCAGAGGACAAAGGUCACUGGUGGGUCAUAGGGUCAGCAUGGGAAGGAAGAUCAGAUAAACAUGAAGAUGUUAGACAAACAGUUCAAACAACAAUACUUGGAGAAGCCAGUGAUAAAAUAUUAGAAUUAGCCAGAAAACAGAGAAUGAACACUGGCAUAAGGAAAAGUAUCUUCUGUUCUAUAAUGACAAGUGAGGACUAUAUUGAUGCUUUUGAGAAACUUUUAAGACUUGGUCUGAAAAAUCAACAAGAAAGGGAGUUAAUCCAUGUAAUAACAGACUGCUGUCUCCAGGAAAAAUCAUAUAAUCAAUUUUAUGCUUAUCUUCUACAAAAGUUCUGUGAAUAUGACAGGAGAUUUCAGAUGACAUUUCAAUUCAUGAUGUGGGACAAAUUUAAAGAAAUGAGUCACCAAUCUGAACAGAGUCGAAAUAAUUUAGGGAAAAUUGUGGUACAUCUCAUGGUUACAAAGUCCAUAUCACUCAGUGUUUUCAAGGUUGUAGAGUUUGGAACUUUGGACAAGAACAUGGUGAGAUUCCUAAAGCAAGUGUUACAAGAAAUUCUGUUGGAUCAUGCUGACCAUGUGAUGCAAGAAGUCUUCUCUAGAAUUGCACCAUUGACAAAAUUACAUCUUUUGCAUGAAGGACUUAAAUUAUUUAUGAGACAUUUUCUCGUUGGGAAAAAGUCUAAACAAGAUCAGAAUAAGUUAUUGGUAGAGAGAGUAUCUUUAGCAGAGAAAGCACUGUCAGCUGGUCAUUCUAAGUUUCAAUUAUAACUUAUCUGUGAGAUGGUAGUAGAAAGGUCAUAUUUAAAGAAAGAGAUAUAUGAACAGUGUUAGUUUUGAAUAAUAAGUUUAAUGAAAGUUUUUGGACUGCCUGUGGAAGAUUGGCAAUAAGAGUUGACUUCUUUAGCACAGAACAUACAAAAUUUGGGAAGAACUUCAGCACUCUUCAACAACAGACAAAUAUGAAUAAAUUUCAUAUAUCUGUUAUCUUCCCAAGUUCCCUAAGCGACAAGAACAUCAAGAUGUUACAAAACAGACCACUGAUAAGGUUCCUGACUUGGGUUAGGCACAUGGGAUUGGGUUAAACACGUUCUUGGGAACUCAAUCCUCCCUGGUCCCCAUCUUAAUUAGUGAAAUGAUCAAAGGUACAGUAAGAAAGAUACUAACAGUCAACACAGGACAGGCACUUAACUCUUUAAUACCAGUAUAUUAGAUUACACAAGAACAAGUAAAAGUAAAAUCAUAAAUGUCAACAGAGCUAGCUACAUGUUCAAAAGAAAUCAGUUUUUCUAAAAUUUCAUCAGAAUUUUAUAUAACACAAAUAUAAUUGACACCUGUGCUACGCUAGACUUUAUCAAAAACUUUUAUUUCAUCUACUUUUAUAAGACUUUAUAUAGGUAUGUUAGUCAAGAAAGCCCUUUCAUCAGAUGAUAUGCCUAAAUUAUAUAAUAGUUUUGAUGCCUAAUAUGAUGCAAGUAGGAAACACAGGUCAAGAAAAAUCCCAGAAUUCUUGUGAGUCUCAGCUGCUUUGAUGUGUUUUAGAUUGAAAGUACGAGAAUAUAGCACUUUAACAUGUUUAACUGCAUGAUUGCUGAAUAAAAUAAUUGCAUACCAUC